Entrophospora candida is the source of this 1605-nucleotide messenger RNA. NCBI's taxonomy places the organism in Eukaryota, Fungi, Glomeromycota, Glomeromycetes, Entrophosporales, Entrophosporaceae. The record is from the annotation of a GenBank genome assembly.
AUGGUUUUUUAUAAAAAUCUAAACAAUUCUUUAAAAACUAAACACAAUAAUAAAAGUAUCAAGAAUGAGAAUAAUCAUACAUCACCAAGAUAUUAUGAUAUAAAAAUUGGCGAAAAGAGUUUUUUCCUUUCCUCAGAAUCCUUAAACAAUGAUGCACCAAAUUUCUUUACUGCAGCAUUUUUCGGUUAUUUUCAAGAAUCAAACACUUCAAAAAUUUUUAUUGAACGUGACCCAACCUAUUUUGAUAUGAUUGUGAGGUAUUUACGUGGUUAUGAGGUGGAUUGGCCAUUUCAUGAUAAGACUGAAAUGAAAAAUUUAUUAGCAGAUGUUAGAUUUUACGGGUUUGGAAAUUUACAAAUAAUUUUGGAAGAGGUGUUCGAACAAAAUUUUCCCAAGGUCGUUAUACCUUGGAAAAUUAUAACUUACGCUCCUGAGAAUGAACCAGUCUUGGCAAUAAAUAUUAAAGAUGUUGAGUUGAGAAGAUGGGAUGGAAAAAUUUUGAUUUAUGAUACGAAUCCAAUAUUAAAGAAGAAAAUUAAUAUCAGUGAAAAUACAUUAACUGAUAAUAAUAGAGGCCUUUACAAAUUGGAGAUACAUGGUAAGGAUGCAUUUGCCACAGUCACUUCAAAAUGGAAUGCUUGCAUCGAAAUUGAUAAUCAAAAAUAUCAUAGUUAUAACGAUUUAUCUGCUUAUUUUGGAACAACUAAAGGUAAACCAUUAUAUUUCGAAGAGUUGGUUAUUAGAAUUGACAGACGUGUGUAUUUAAUGAGGGCAAAAGCCUGGACUGCUCCUUCCUAUUACGCUUCUCGACCUUUCAUUCAACCUGCUAAUAAUCUUUGUAAUAAAGUUUUAAAGAAAUCGUCAGUUUCAGGGGGUUGCAUCAACAGUGCUUUUAAAUUAUCAACAGAUUCUGGUGAUUUUUUUGUUAAGACAAAUAAUUCUCUGGAUUAUGACACAUUAGUAAUGUUUAAGGGUGAAAUGGUUGCUUUGAACACGAUAUCAUCAUCUGUUCCUGAUUUUGCUCCUAAAGCUUUACAUGCUGCAAGUUUUAAAGAUGGCGGUGCAUUUUUGGUGACUACAUUCAUAAAUCUUAAAUCAUCAUCAUCAAGCAAACAUGAUGUUCUAUUUGCAAAGAAAUUAGCAUUAUUACAUUCGACCAAUUCACCGGAUAAUAGAUUUGGAUUUCCUGUGGUGACAAUGUGUGGAGCUACUGAACAAGACAAUACUUGGGAAAGCGAUUGGGAAACAUUCUAUAAAGAAAGAAGAUUAAAAUUCAUCAUUGACAAAUGUUUGAAAAAAUAUCCUUCAAAUAAGGAACUUAAAGAAUUGGGCAAAGUUGUGGUGGAUAAGGUGGUCCAUCAUUUGCUUAAAGAUAUAGAAGUGAAAAGUUCAUUGAUUCACGGUGAUCUUUGGUCAGGUAAUUGGGGUAUUGAUUCUGACACCAACGAGCCAGUAAUUUAUGAUCCAGCUGCUUACUAUGCUCAUAACGAAAUGGAAUUAAGUAUCUUGACUAUGUUUGGAAGUCCAAGUAAAGAAUUUUUCGAUGAAUAUCACAAACAUCACCCAAGACAAAAACCAUUCUUUAAGGAAAGACAAGGUAUUUAA